AUGCGCUUCUCUGUCUCGCUUAUCCUCGCUGCGGCGCUCCAUGGAGCUUUUGCCGCUGAUGCGCCCCAAAAAUUGGCAGAUGGUAUCAAUGAAGGUACUGGAGGGACACCAGAGGGCACCAUUGCGGCAGCUACAGUUGGUGCUACAGUUGGUGCUACCGUUGCGGCUGGUAAAGCAGUUCAAGGACAGUACCGAAAGAAUGCCGAGGUAUUGAACACCGAGAGCAAAUACAACUCCGACAAAAUCGAUAAAUUAGCAGAACAACACGGUGGAUCUUCGCUAGUGAAAGCUGGCCAGGACCAGAUGGCUGCCGCUCAAGAUGCUGCAAGCGCGACAAGGGCUAACAACGCAAAGAAAAACCCCGUAAACAGCUUGUUCACAGGUCCCUAUCAGGAGCAACAAACUGCAAAAGUGUUAUAUGAUCAAUCAGCCCAAGCCUUGCGACUUGCGAAAUCGGGUGCGAAUAACCGAGUACAAUCAACAGUCACACGCCCGCCUCCUACUGCCCAGGGAGGUUCUUCUUCUAGUUCUGGAAACAACUGCAACCGAAAGAGGGAUCUGGGCAAGCUGGGGCGGAGAAACACCGUCUGCUACCUCAAUUCAAAGCCCGGUCAAGGGGUCCCUGCUAGUCCACCUGCGACUACGCAGAGGACUUAUGCUCAGGUCCUCAAGAGUCCUCCUUCCCAGACCAAAAAGACCACAAAGGUUCUAAAGAACCAGCAGACAGAGGUUCAGACGCGUGUUAGACGCUAA
Molecule: messenger RNA, 753 nt
Organism: Pyricularia pennisetigena
Lineage: Eukaryota; Fungi; Ascomycota; Sordariomycetes; Magnaporthales; Pyriculariaceae
Exons: 2
Coding region: 1-753 (250 amino acids)
Source: RefSeq, a predicted model, not a curated record